Messenger RNA from Sinocyclocheilus grahami, 1426 nucleotides. RefSeq names its product branched-chain-amino-acid aminotransferase, cytosolic-like. Gene Ontology annotation, molecular function: branched-chain-amino-acid:2-oxoglutarate transaminase activity. Bases 37 to 261 code for a protein of 74 amino acids. The record is from RefSeq and is a predicted model, not a curated record. Gene Ontology annotation, cellular component: mitochondrion. Gene Ontology annotation, biological process: L-valine biosynthetic process; L-leucine biosynthetic process. NCBI's taxonomy places the organism in Eukaryota, Metazoa, Chordata, Actinopteri, Cypriniformes, Cyprinidae. The transcript has 3 exons.
CAGGGGGACUUCAAAGUGACAGAGCGCAGGGUUUUAAUGAAGGAGCUGAUAGACGCUUUAGAUGACGGACGGAUUCUGGAGGUGUUCGGUUCGGGCACUGCAUGCGUGGUGUGUCCAGUUGGCAGUCUGCUCUACAGAGGACAGACUUACCAAAUUCCCACAAUGAAGAACGGACCGGACCUUGCCAAGAGAUUCCAUAAGGAGCUCACUGACAUCCAGUAUGGACGCACUCAGCGGGACUGGGCACCGGUGAUCAUCUAACUGAUCUGACGCAGGUUUCAUGUCUAAAACCUCUCAUCUCAGGUGUUAUUCUACAGUAACAACCUUUCUAAACAGAAAACCACCUAUUAAAUGUAUGCCGUCUUUCCAAAUGUCCUUACAUGCUUGCUUGGAUAUCCAUAUGGCACAAUUUGUAGCACUAGAGAUCGUCCUUAAACCUAAGCUCAAGCGUCAUAAGCCAUAAGCAACUAUAGGCAACAAGCAAAUAUUUUUUCCUUGCAAUAGUUACUGAUCCAAUCUGUAAACUUAUUUUCUUUCUUUUUUUUUUAUCAACCCAUCAUCUUUUGCUGUCUCCUAAAAUUGUAUUAUUUUCCUACAACUUCAACUUCGACAUCUGAGAAGGUUCAGACUUCAGCAUGUAAUAAUUUUAAUGUAAAUGUUCGUUCACUGAGCUGCUUGUUUGUUUGUGUAACAGGAGAACAGACGUCACGAUUUUCUUCCUUACUAGCAAGAGGACAGAGCUAUUAAUUUUGCAUCAAUUUAAACAGUUCUGUUUUUUUUUUAAAGACACUAAAUUGGUCUUUUUAUGUCCAAAUUUGUAAAGCAAGUGUAAAUGAUUGUAUAUGUCUGUUUAGAGAAGGACAAAGACAAUGUGUUAUCGCCAGAUUUAGAUGAUUUAAAACCAUGAGCUGAACUUAUGCACGCACAAAGGGCUUCGGGACGGCCCAGACAUAGCAGCUCUUGAGACCACUAGAAAAGUCUUGAUGUGAUAAUUGUAGGUGAUCAUUACUAGGCUCUGUGUGUGUUAUCUAUAUGAUAUCCAGAACAACAAUGUGACCUGUAUGUACAUGUGUUUGUGAAAUAUAUGAUGUUUACUGAACAUGUAGAAUGUAUCGGUAUUAACUUAUUUCUGGUGUUGUUUUAAUGGUUAGAAUACCUAUCGUUCAUUGUGAAACCCCCAUUUUUUUCUUCAUUUUAAACUUGUAUUUUAAUCCAUGCACUCCACAUCUAUUGUGUCUAAGUGCCUGAUGGAGUUGGCUGUUACUUUCUCUUUGUUGGCUGUAUCUUUCACAUUUUUACUGUGCUGAGGGGGCUGCUGCUGCUGCACUAAUGAUUGGUUUGUUUUGUUUGAAGGGUUUUUCGGAGUAGAUGUCUUUACUUUUUCUGUUACUGUAUUUUUUACAAAUAAAUUCCAUUUGCUUCCAAA